AGAUCGCAUAGUGUCCUAGAGCGCAAACCAACCAACCCACCAACUUCCAUUCCUUGACCACUACAGUACCCCAUGGCUCUAACUGCACCUCCUCCUCCUUCUUCUUCUUCCUCCAAUCUCCUCCAAUUUCCACUUCACUCUCGCUCCUCAACCGCUCUCUUCUCCGAUCUCGCCACCAGCUCUCGCUUCUUCCAAUCUCCAUGGCCACCGCCUCUGCUUUCGUCGCACAAGACCGCGAUUUCUCCGACUGUUAUCAAGGAGAUUCAGUGUAAAGCGAAAUGCUCCGCGAAAUCCACGGCGGAGGAGGGCCGGUUGAGCGAACCGGAAACCCUAGCCGCUGAUGGCGAUGAAUCCAGAGAAGAUGAGAAUGUCGAGCAACACCAGAGCUCAGUGGCAACUACUACUGUACCUACUGGUUCGAAGAAGGUUGCCUCGUCACUGAGUGAUUCUCUUUCUCUCGGGAUUCGCGAGCCAGUUUACGAGGUGGUAGAAGUAAAGUCGAAUGGGUUGGUAUCUACUAGGAAAAUCAAUAGACGCCAGUUAUUGAAGUCAAGUGGUCUUCGUCUACGAGAUAUAAGAAGUGUAGAUCCAUCAUUGUUUUUAACAAACUCUAUGCCUGCUUUACUGGUCCGUGAGCAUGCUAUUCUUCUUAAUCUGGGCUCAUUGAGAGCAAUGGCGAUGCAAGAGUGCGUCCUUAUUUUUGACUAUAACAGUAAAGGCGGGAAGGCCUUUCUAGAAACAUUGCUGGGUCGAUUGAACCCCAAAAACAUGAAUGGAGGGCCAUGUAUGCCAUUUGAGCUUGAGGUUGUUGAAGCAGCAUUGCUUUCGCGAAUACAGCAUUUGGAGCAUAGUUUAAUGAAUUUAGAACCUCGUGUACGAGCUCUACUCGAGGUUUUGCCAAACCGAUUAACUGCUGAUGUAUUGGAGCAACUUCGUAUUAGCAAGCAAACUUUGGUUGAAUUGGGUUCAAGGGCAGGGGCUCUCAGACAAAUGUUGCUUGAUCUACUGGAGGACACCGAGGAGAUACGUCGUAUUUGUAUUAUGGGAAGAAACUGCACACUUAAGAGAGGAUAUGAUGAUGUGGAAUGCUCUGUCCCAUUAGAGAAGCAGAUUGCUGAGGAAGAGGAGGAAGAAAUUGAGAUGCUGCUGGAAAAUUAUCUUCAAAGAUGUGAAUCUUGUCAUGGUCAGGCUGAAAAGCUUCUUGACUCUGCAAAAGAAAUGGAAGAUUCAAUUGCUGUCAAUUUGAGUUCACGGAGGCUUGAGGUUAGCAGAGUGGAAUUGCUUCUCCAGGUUGGGACAUUUUGUGUGGGUGUAGGUGCUCUAGUUGCGGGUAUUUUUGGCAUGAACUUGAGGUCCUACCUUGAAGAACAUCUGUUUGCAUUUUGGCUAACAACAGCUGGGAUAAUUGUUGGUGCUGUUCUAGCAUUUUUCCUCAUGUAUUCCUAUCUCAAAACACGGAAGAUACUGUGACAUCAAACGUCCAGAGCAUUCUGUUCCAGGCUUCCACCGAAUCGGUAAUUAUACAAGAGGAUCAUAAAAUCUUUGGACUUCAUAAAAUAUGCAUUGUACAUAAUUGGUAAGGUGUAUGAACUUUCAUAAAUAGUACCUGAAUGGUCCUUCAGAUAAUAACAGUGGCAGCCCUUGAAAUCAACGAGUGGAGGUCUCAUCAGUUUCUUCAACAUCAACAUAGCCGAUUCUUUAUCCAUGAAGUUACUUGAGGUCCCACAUUUACUCAAUAAGCCAAAUGCUGCACUGUAUUCUUUAGGGGAAAUGCAUGAAGCAUUUCAGAGGUGGAACUAGAAUUAUUCCUGAAAUAAUUAUUCACAUUUUGCAAUGAAAUGGAGCGCCAAUUUGACAAGCUCCAUAAAAUGAAGAUAGAAGCACCUUUUUAAAUCA
Molecule: messenger RNA, 1896 nt
Organism: Quercus robur (English oak)
Lineage: Eukaryota; Viridiplantae; Streptophyta; Magnoliopsida; Fagales; Fagaceae
Product: magnesium transporter MRS2-11, chloroplastic
Exons: 14
Coding region: 73-1470 (465 amino acids)
Biological process (GO): magnesium ion transport
Molecular function (GO): magnesium ion transmembrane transporter activity
Source: RefSeq, a predicted model, not a curated record